Messenger RNA from Phycodurus eques (leafy seadragon), 2544 nucleotides. Its product is annotated as solute carrier family 25 member 36-A-like. Gene Ontology annotation, molecular function: pyrimidine nucleotide transmembrane transporter activity. NCBI's taxonomy places the organism in Eukaryota, Metazoa, Chordata, Actinopteri, Syngnathiformes, Syngnathidae. The transcript is spliced from 7 exons. Gene Ontology annotation, cellular component: mitochondrion. The coding region runs from base 398 to 1333 and encodes 311 amino acids. Gene Ontology annotation, biological process: pyrimidine nucleotide import into mitochondrion. The record is from RefSeq and is a predicted model, not a curated record.
UACUAUGAGCUCUGCCCUCUUGCCGCAGCGACCGAACGCAAAGGACAAAAUCAGGACGAACGAGUGAUGUUCCACAUAAACGUUUGUUGGCGCUCAAACGAAGACACUGCGUGGUGGCUCGCACCGUCUUCUGUGCUUUAAUUCGGAAAUAGAAGCUAGCAGCUAGCGUUGAGAAAACAGACAUCGAAGCACAGACAGAGGGCCCCGAGUGGCGUUCGAAGUCCCCUCACCGCUGGGUCAUCAUCGACGCCGUCGUCGUAGUGUCCAUUCUGCGUGUGUAUCCUCACCAAGGCAAAGAAACACACACGAGAAGACAUACGGGACAGCAGCCAGCGUUUUUUGUUUUGCUCCUCUGCCGCAGCCCGGAGGUUUGCUGCCCAGCAGAGUAUGCUAAAUAAUGAGCCAAAGGGACACACUGGUUCAUUUGUUCGCCGGGGGAUGUGGAGGUACAGUGGGGGCCAUUUUGACGUGUCCUCUGGAAGUGGUGAAGACCAGACUCCAGUCCUCCUCCGUCACACUUUACAUCUCUGAAGUCCAGCUCAGCACCGUAAACGGAGCCAGCGUUGCCCGUGUUGCUCCGCCGGGGCCUCUGCACUGUCUCAAGUUAAUCUUUGAGAGAGAGGGCCUGCGCUCACUCUUUAGAGGAUUGGGACCCAACCUUGUGGGCGUGGCACCUUCGAGGGCGAUCUACUUUGCUGCCUAUUCAACAGCCAAGGAGAAGCUGAAUGGCGUGCUGGAGGCAGACUCCACCCAGGUGCACAUGGUGUCUGCUGGGAUGGCAGGGUUCACUGCCAUUACAGCCACCAACCCCAUAUGGCUGAUAAAGACCCGCAUGCAGCUGGAUUCCAGGAACCGGGGUGAACGCCGCAUGAACGCGUUCGACUGUGUUCGUCGGGUGUACCAAAUGGAUGGCUUGCGAGGUUUUUACAAGGGCAUGUCGGCAUCGUACGCGGGCAUCUCUGAGACUGUCAUCCAUUUUGUCAUCUAUGAAAGCAUCAAACGUAAGCUGCUGCAGUCGAGGGCCCAUGCCAGCAUGGAGGGCGAGGAGGAGUCUGUCAAAGACGCCCCUGACUUCAUUGGCAUGAUGCUUGCUGCAGCAACUUCCAAGACCUGUGCCACCACCAUUGCAUACCCCCACGAGGUCAUCCGCACAAGGCUACGAGAAGAAGGAAGCAAGUACCGCUCCUUCUUCCAAACUCUACUGACCGUACCCAGAGAGGAGGGAUACUGGGCGCUAUACCGCGGCCUCACCACGCACCUUGUCAGACAGAUUCCCAACACGGCCAUCAUGAUGUGCACCUACGAAGUGGUGGUAUACCUGUUUGGCCAUUAGCCCCCUGUCGCCAGUUUUCUUCCACUCUGUACAGACUGGAAAAUGUAGGCCUUUUGGUGAGGAGAAAAUGAAGACCAAAGGAAAACCCAACAAGCUGAAAUGGACCAGCAGAGUACAAACAAGUAAUAUGUGAAACAUGAAAGGAGGAGGCCCUUUGGUACCAUUUCAACCUCUAGACUGCUAGUUCCCGUCCUUAGUUUUUCUGAAGAGAUAGAGUGCUGAACUUUGCCUUGGAUAAGAGAUGAGCUGACAGAAAGAAAGUUGCCUAACAGAAGGAGCCUCUGGUAAAAAAAGAUGAUGAGCACAAUUCAGUGGCCUUAAGUUUUGUUUCUAUGAGGGAUGAGUGAAUUACUGCUUUUCAUUCCUAUAGAGAACAUUUUGGAAGGGGGAAUGCUUGAAGACGACUGCAUUUGGCAGGAAGAAUGAGAAUAACAAAAUACAGUGAAAACCCCCGCAUAUUCACAGUUCGGAAUUCGCCUAGUCAGAGAUAUUUUUUGGACCCUAACUGCCGUUUUUGUGCUCCGGCCAAAUUACAUAAAACAACUGUUAUUUGUUGUGCCUUGAGAUGCGAUUUUAAUUUGUGACCAUGCUUGUAACUCAAAACACAUCUCAAAUCAUCUUUCCCCAUUUAAUUGAAUUGAAAUUCAAUUCACUAAUCUGUUCCAGCCCCCCCUAAAAAAAGUUUUUUUUAACAAGACAAUUAACACACUAUUAAUAUAAUACAUUAUAAAAACACACGGUAAUGACAUACCAUAAUUAAAAUAUAAAGAAACAGUUUUUGAAAAGUUUUUUACUUUAAUGCAAUGGACAUUGUGCAGCUCCUCCUGGUGUGCGCCAUGGUCACCUGGGGAUGGUACAAAGCAGACAUACUGAUGGUCAUUACUCCUCAGUAAGCCUCAGUAUUAUUAGCACUUCGCAGAGGAUAAAGAACAUAUGCCUGAGUAUCGUUAUAGUGUCUCUACAUGUGUUGCACCACCGUUUGUGUUCAAAUACCUGUUGCGCAAAGGGUUAUACUUGUGUCACAGAGACACUGAUGCUAUUCAUUAGCCUCUGUAUGGCAUUUUGGAUUGUUUGUCAGCAUUAAGUUAAGUAGACUUUGCUUAGGCAAAGCUAUGUGGUUGUUUAUAAUACACAGCAUGUAAUUCUUUGUUUCGUGUUUAGUUUGACAGCUUACGUCACCUGGGUUUGGCAAUAAACAGCUUGAAGACUCA